AAUUCCAAUACGCAACAAUGUCAAUGUUCGUUCAUUAAUUACAUUUUUAUACUAUAUUGUUAGUUUCUUGUUAUUUGCAUGUAAUGCAUUGCAUGUCACUUUAUUUUCCUCCCAUCUUUUCAAUCUCAGACUCAGAGAAUGUACAGCGCCUAGUACAAGAUGAAAUGAAAUAAAAUUCUGCCAAGAUUUGAUACCAUAUACCUUUAUUUUAUUUUUAUUUUUUCUUUGCUUCUUUAUAUCUUGCAACAAACCCUUGCAAAGGCUUCUUGUCUUUCUCACUCUUUUAUACUUUCUUGCUUGCUCUUGACUUUCUUCUAGAACCAUUGCAUGAGAUUUGUAAUGGUUUUGAGUAGAAAAAAUAACUUUGAACUUGUUUUGUCAUAAGUGAAAGUUUCUUCAUUAUUGUCUAGAGAACUAGCUAGCAAGUACAAAUGAAGGAAGAAACUGGACUUGAAUCUCAACUAGCUUCAUGUUUUUCUUCCUCUUGCAAAAGUCUCGUGUUUCCUUCUAGGCCUGACUAUGGCAAACUUGGAACAAAGUGUGUUGUCAAAGCUAAUUACUUCCUUGCAGAUAUUUCAGUAUCUGACUUGAGCCAUUACCAUGUUGAUAUAACUCCUGAAGUUAUAUCUAGUAAAACAAGAAAAGCUAUCAUAGCUAAGUUAGUGAAGUUUCACCAGAACACUGAAUUGGGAAAGAAGCUCCCUGUUUAUGAUGGUGCAGAGAAUCUUUACACUGCCGGUUCGCUUCCUUUUACACACAAAGAGUUCAAUAUACUAUUGAUUGAGGAUGAUGAGGGUUUUGGUACUACAAGGGAAAGAAAAUUUGAAGUUGCAAUCAAGUUUUUAGCUCAUGUUAGUAUGCAUCAGUUACAUGAGCUUCUCAGUGGAAAAAAAGUGGAAACUCCACAAGAAGCUAUCAAUGCCAUUGACAUUGUAUUGAAGGAGCUUGCAUCUCAUAGCUAUGUAUCAUUUGGGAGCUUACACUAUUCUCCGGAUUUAAAAAAACCACAUAAGCUGAGUGGUGGCUUGGAAUCAUGGAGCGGUUUCUAUCAAAGUAUAAGGCCUACUCAGAUGGGAUUAUCGCUUAAUGUUGACAUGGCAUCCACGGCGUUUAUAGAACCGCUCCCUGUGAUUGACAUUGCAGCUCAAAUUUUAGGAAAAGAUGUGCACUCAAAGCCAUUGUCAGAUGCAGAUCGCAUCAAGAUUAAGAAAGCCUUGAAAGGUGUGAAAGUAGAAGUUACAUAUAGAGGAAGUUUUAGAAGGAAGUACAGGAUAACUGGAUUAACAUCACAACCUACAAGAGAACUCAGUUUCCCUUUGGGUGAGAAAAUGAAUAUGAUAUCAGUAAUUGAUUACUUUCAAGAAAUGUAUGGAUACAAAAUCAUGUAUCCUCAUUUACCUUGCCUUCAAGUAGGAAGUCAAAAGAAGGUGAACUAUUUGCCUAUGGAGGCAUGCAAGAUAGUUGGUGGACAGAGAUAUACAAAAGGGCUUAGUGAGAAGCAGAUAACUUCUAUGCUAAAAGUCUCAUGUCAGAGACCACGCGAAAGGGAGAAUGAUAUUCUUCAGACAAUUCAUCAAAAUGAUUAUGAUUGUAAUCCUUAUGCAAAGGAGUUUGGCAUCAGCAUCGGCAACGAACUUGCAUCAGUCGAGGCUAGGGUUCUUCCUGCUCCUUGGUUGAAAUAUCAUGAAACUGGAAGAGAUAAAAAAAUCUUGCCACAAGUUGGACAAUGGAACAUGACGAACAAGAAAGUUGUAAAUGGAAGCAAAGUAAGAUAUUGGGCAUGUAUCAAUUUCUCAAGAAGUGUCAAAGAAAAAACAGCUAGUGCAUUUUGCCAACAGUUAGUUCAGACUUGCCAAAGUUUAGGCAUGGAAUUUAGUGAGGAACCAGUUAUUCCUGUAUAUUCAGCAAGGCCAGAUAUGGUUAAGAAGGCCUUGAAGUAUGUACAUUCUUUUUCUCUAAACAAACUUGAGGGAAAAGAGCUAGAGUUGGUUGUUGCCAUUCUUCCAGACAACAAUGGCUCUCUCUAUGGUGAUCUCAAAAAAAUCUGCGAAACAGAUCUCGGGCUGAUUUCCCAAUGUUGUCUUACAAAAUAUGUAUUCAAGAUUAAUAGACAGUAUUUGUCAAAUGUAGCACUAAAGAUCAAUGUCAAGAUGGGAGGAAGGAACACAGUACUUUUGGAUGCUAUAAGUUGCAGGAUUCCAUUGGUUAGUGACGUUCCAACAAUAAUUUUUGGAGCUGAUGUAUCUCAUCCUGAAUCUGGAGAGGACGUGUGUCCAUCCAUUGCGGCUGUUGUAGCCUCCCAAGACUGGCCAGAAGUGACAAAGUAUGCAGGAUUGGUAUGUGCUCAGCCUCCUCGAGAAGAAAUUAUUAAAGAUCUUUUCAAAUGUUGGAACGAUCCUCGUCGCGGUAUCGUUUAUGGUGGCAUGAUCAGAGAGCUCUUGCUCUCAUUUCAGAAAGCAACUGGAAAGAAACCAUGUAGGAUAUUAUUUUACAGGGAUGGGGUAAGUGAAGGACAGUUCUACCAGGUUUUGCUAUAUGAGCUCGAUGCCAUCCGUAAGGCUUGUGCAUCUUUGGAGCCUGGUUACCAACCUCCGGUUACAUUUGUCGUGGUUCAAAAACGGCAUCACACUCGACUCUUCUCAGACAAUCACAACGACAGAAACAGCAUGGAUAGGAGUGGGAAUAUCUUACCUGGAACUGUGGUGGACACAAAGAUUUGUCAUCCUACUGAGUUCGACUUCUACUUGUGUAGUCAUGCUGGAGUUCAGGGUACAAGUAAACCAGCUCACUAUCAUGUUAUAUGGGACGACAACAAAUUCAGUGCCGAUGAGAUUCAGUCCUUAACUAAUAACUUGUGCUACACAUAUGCAAGAUGUACGCGGUCUGUUUCUUUAGUGCCUCCUGCGUACUAUGCUCAUCUGGCUGCUUACAGAGCGCGAUUCUACAUGGAACCUGAUGUCCAUGAAAAUGCAAAAUCGCAAGUUACAGGAUCGAAAGUCGAGUCAGUUCGACCACUACCAGCUCUAAAAGAGAAGGUUAAGAAAGUAAUGUUUUACUGUUGAAUGAGGGGCUUUGUAGGACGACUUCCAAGUAGAGAAAUUGGUUCAUUUGUAUAAUUCUCUGCAUGGAAAUUUUUGACAGAGUCUAAGUUUUGUUUCUUAGGCUUUCAAGUGAUUAACCAAAAAUAAUGGCUCUUAAUGUAGAAAUUAUUGGUUCUUAAAUUUAAUUAUUUCAAUCUUCUCUCA
Medicago truncatula (barrel medic) is the source of this 3245-nucleotide messenger RNA. Its product is annotated as protein argonaute PNH1. The record is from RefSeq and is a predicted model, not a curated record. The coding region runs from base 432 to 3062 and encodes 876 amino acids. Gene Ontology annotation, molecular function: protein binding; RNA binding. The transcript has 21 exons. NCBI's taxonomy places the organism in Eukaryota, Viridiplantae, Streptophyta, Magnoliopsida, Fabales, Fabaceae.